CAAUCGAUGAAUUAGAUCCCUUCAACUUGCUUUCAACUCCCACCAGAUACUGGAACUUGCCAUUAUGUCUACAGCAUUUGAGCCAUCGCUUUCGACGAGCACCAUGCGCCCUCCGCUUUCCUCUGCCUACGCGCCAUCUAUGGCGGACUCGCUCCCCAGUAUCAAUUUCGGAUUUGAUGAGCUCCGCGAUAGGAUGGCCAAGUUCACUGUGAAAUUCGACAAUUUUAUAGAGCAAGGACGGAAGCGUGUUUUGGAGGAGAGGAAUCAGUUUCGCAUGAAUGUCGCUGAACUUCAGGAGGAUCAACGAAUGAAGAAGAAGGACAUCGAGAUUCUAUCCUUGAAAGCCAGUACGCACCAGCAGACGCUUGCGAAGGAAGCCGCCGAGACGAAUGAAAUGAAAUCAGCCAUCGCUUCUUUGACAUCGCAACGGGAUGCGCACCUAGCGACUCGAGAAGAGCUCAAGAAACAAAUUGCGGAAACUCAAAAGCAAAUUGACGCACGGCUGGCCGCCCAACGGGCCCAUGCUCAGCAUAUUGACUCCCAGUCGCGUUUCAAUAUUCCCGAGCUUGACUUUUGGACUUCAACGCUGGGUCUCACAGUUGAAGGAGCCGGACUGAAUGACCGAUUGAAAUUCAUCUUCACGCAUAUCGAUGACCGGGACUGGACUAGGGAAGCUUGGUUUGAAUUGAACACAUCUAGGAGGGAUUAUGAAAUCCCGUAUUGCAAACCCAAGCUGGAGAAAGAACAAAUCGAACGUAUCGUAGACCAGCUGAACGAGACCAGAGACUUGCGGCUCUUGUUGAAGGGCAUGAGGGAGCUAUUUGUCGAGGCAAUGAAGGGAUGAACUGAGGCUACUGGGUAUGAAGAAUCCGUGGCGUUCUAGGUUAGGACAGAGUAAUGAUGUGUGUCAACGGGACGGCGUUUUGUGCGUAUUAUACUGUCGCGGACUCGGCGUUUUGAUAAUCGUUCUCAAUCAAAGAUAAUGUAACUCAUUGUCCCUUUAAAUAAAUCAUUCAGUCUAGGUUGUGAUAAGCGCAAUAUCAAUCAUUAUUUGAGUUGGC
Amorphotheca resinae ATCC 22711 is the source of this 1061-nucleotide messenger RNA. RefSeq lists its product as hypothetical. The transcript is spliced from 2 exons. Bases 65 to 844 code for a protein of 259 amino acids. Gene Ontology annotation, cellular component: Ndc80 complex. The record is from RefSeq and is a predicted model, not a curated record. Gene Ontology annotation, biological process: chromosome segregation. NCBI's taxonomy places the organism in Eukaryota, Fungi, Ascomycota, Leotiomycetes, Helotiales, Amorphothecaceae.